This is a messenger RNA of Helianthus annuus (common sunflower), 732 nucleotides long. RefSeq lists its product as uncharacterized. The record is from RefSeq and is a predicted model, not a curated record. The coding region runs from base 1 to 732 and encodes 243 amino acids. The transcript has a single exon. NCBI's taxonomy places the organism in Eukaryota, Viridiplantae, Streptophyta, Magnoliopsida, Asterales, Asteraceae.
AUGUCGGGAGCAACCGGACCGAAUCAACAAAUUGUAAUUCAAAAGGAAGGAAGUUCUCUUUCCCAGUUUCAGUGUCCGAUUCUGAAACCAACAAACUAUACAGUUUGGGCUAUUCGUAUCAAGACGAUUCUUGAAGCGAAUGGUUUGUGGGAAAUGAUUGAACCGGCAGAAAAUGCAACGGUAGACACCAAGAAAGAUAAGUCUGCAAUUGCAUAUCUGUUUCAAGCAAUACCAGAAGACGUUGUAUUGCAAGUUGCAAGUUGUAAAACUGCAAAAGAGAUUUGGGAUAAUCUAAAGGUUAGACACGUUGGUGUUGAUCGGGUACAAAAGGCGCGUAUGCACACGCUAUUGUCAGAAUUUGAGUUAUUGCAAAUGAAGGAAGAUGACACAAUAGACGAGUUCACUGCAAAGAUUAAUAGUAUUGUUACACGGGCAAGCGAGUACGGAAGGACGUUGAAUCAAUCCACUCUGGUACGAAAACUUCUAAACGCCGUGCCAGAUAGAUUUAUUCAAAUAGUUGCAUCGAUCGAGCAAUACUCCGAUCUAGACACAAUGACACUAGACGAAGCUAUUGGUAGACUAAAAACGUAUGAAGAAAGGUUAAAGUUGAAGAAAAAGGAAAGCCCCGUGAACAAUUUAGAAGAACUCUUGUAUACGGGUCAUGGACAACAUGUUGGAAAUCAUGGACGAGGGAGAUUCCGUCCGUCACGAGGCCGAGGAAGAGGGGGGUGA